Plodia interpunctella (Indianmeal moth) is the source of this 3107-nucleotide messenger RNA. RefSeq lists its product as uncharacterized. The transcript has 8 exons. Gene Ontology annotation, cellular component: early endosome; membrane. Bases 317 to 1624 code for a protein of 435 amino acids. The record is from RefSeq and is a predicted model, not a curated record. NCBI's taxonomy places the organism in Eukaryota, Metazoa, Arthropoda, Insecta, Lepidoptera, Pyralidae.
GAAGAAUGGUUGCUUUCUACGAAAAAAAAUCACGUGGAUUUUAUAUCUUUAGUAGUUUACCUACCGAUUCGAUUAAAUAAUUUCGAAUGAGAGACAUAAUCGACUAAUAUAGAUAUCCUUUUAGUCAAAAUAUCUGUCAAAAGUAAAAAUUUAUCAAAGCAAAGCAAGCAAGAGGUGUUUUUUUCAGUCAACUCAGUCGACGUAUCAUACGUCAUUUUUGUAGAAAGUGGGUGUUCGUUAUAGGCACUGAAGUAAAAAUACAAAGUAAACAUAUAAAACAUUGCAAAUAACAGUUAUGAAUUCAUGAAGCAUCGCAAUGGAAGGCUUGCCGUCCGGUGAUAUUCAAGCGAAGUACCAGAAAUUGGCUGCAGAGUAUUCAAAGUUGAGAGUGCAUGUAAAAGUGUUGAAGAAGGGUGUUCUAGACGAACAAGCUAAAUCGAACGAGUUCAGGGAUGCUCUAAAGGAAAAAGACAAGGCGUUGCGACGAUGUGAGUUGGAGUUAGAUUCGCUGACAUUCAGGAAUCAGCAGCUGACCCGCAGAGUGUCCGUGUUGCAGGAUGAACUUGAGGCUUUACAGUUAAAACAAAACAAGAAAUCCAAAAGUAAAAAUGAUGACAAACAGCCACCAACAUCCAGCUCGAUGGCUCCACUGGACUCUGGGUUGCUGCAGGAGGAACUCCAGAAGAAAAUCAUGGAGAAUGCACAGAUUGCUUCACAGUUGUCUGAUAGAACAUUUGAAGUAUCUCAGCUGAAGGCAACUCUGGAGGAUUACCAGCGGCACAUUAGUGAAAGUGAUAGUAAAUUCAAAUGUGAGAUUGCCAAGCUUCGGAAUAAGAACCAGGAACUGCAGUAUGCUCUGGAAGAAGCCCAGAAGGACCGGCUCGUGGGCACACCCAGUAAACCCCAUGUGACAUGUGCUAGUCAACCCCCGAGCUGCAAUGGAGACUUUUUAUCAGAAGGUGGCAGCUUGAUUGGAAGUGAAGAUGCGCUUAGUUCUGUUGAUGAUUUGAACUUAAAUGAGCAGCUUAGUAUAAAGACCCAUACAUUAGAACAGAAUAACCAAAAACUUAGAAUGGAGUAUGAGUUAUUACAAAUGGAAAACGAAAGCCUUAAAUUAGAAGUAGCAAAGUAUGUCUCUGCCUCGCAGAAGAGGAGAGGGGACGGGCACGACUCCGGAGACUUCAAUAGUUUUAAUGAGACGUGUGUUGACGGGGAGGGCAGAGUCACCGGGCUGCUGGGCUCCCUCGAGGUGCCAUUCCUGGUGAACCAUGAGGUGCAGGCGAGGGAAGACCGAGUUAGGACUUACUUUAGGAAUAAAAUUAGCGAUUUGGAAGUUGAGAAGAAUGAGUUAAAGAGCAAGACUGAACAUUAUGUAAAAGAGUGUGAAAUGUUAAGACUACGGUUUGAGGAGAUGGAAAGAGACAAACAGACAGACGAGCACACACUUCAGGAGAAACACAACACUAUCAGCCGACUGGAGGAGGAGCUGCACUCCACGUCUCACAACUACGAGGAGCAGAUGUCGGUGCUGACGGAGCACGUGGCGGGCCUCAACGAGCAGCUGACGAAGCAGCACGACGAGAUACAACAUCUGAAGCACCAGCUCAGCGGCAGGCGGAAGUAGACAUACAUAUGUGAUAUACAUGCUUAUACAAUUUUAUAUCUAUGGUCUGAUAGCUGACGGCAAAGAAAAUGGGAUAUUGGGCUCCGACGCUCAACGGCUGAGAAAGGAAGCGGGGAAAACUUUCGAAAAACUCUGGUCGAAAUAGCAAACAAAUUAUAUUAAUUUAGACCAGUUCAUAGACACAGCAGAGCUGUCUGCCGUGUCUAGCAGCAAGCAUUUGCUUAUCAUUGCCCUCACACGGGUCUUCUAUGGAGCAGGAGGAGGGACAGUUUGGGCAAGGCAACAGAUGAGGCAUGGAUUGAUGAAAGAGAGAAUACCUACUGACUAUAUACGAAUAAUACUAUACUACGGAAGCGUAUGAAAAACAAUAAAGCCGCUUGCGCAUAUUGCGUGGCGCUCUCGAAACUAGUCAGCCGGCAACGGUAAGGUGACUAAAUGUAAGCGGGGCCAUUGGGAAGCAGAGAGUGGCCGUCCUGUAUGCUAGUAUUCUUUAUACUACAUAAAUUGAACAGAAAUAGGUGACUCGCCCAUCUCUGUCACGCGUAAGGUGUGAGAAAGAGAAAAGCUGUGUAAGCGUCACGCAGAGGUCGUUUGGACGGCAGUGUCUUUAGCGGUGUCCUUUUUUGUAAUAAGAAAAAUAUUUGAUCGAAAACUAAGUUGUAGUAUAAUUUGGUUUUUGUUUUAUCGUUGAGUUUUAAAUUGAUAAAUACAAAUAUGAAGACACUUAACAAACAACACAAUGUUUUUUAACACAAAAACUUUUUUUUCGAUUAAUCUAAUAAACCAUUGAAAAUCGAAAAGUCGAAUAAUGCAUUUUUUACACGGCAUCAUAAUUUAUUAAGUUUACAAAAACUUAGUUCAUAAGGCAAAAUCAAUAUCUGUAUCGUGAUACGUCGUCCUGCUGACUCAACAUUUUAAUGUGAAAUUAGUAUUUAAAAUACUAAUUAAUUUUGUAUUACAAUUACAAUAACCGCAAUAUUUUUUUUAUAUCUAAAGCAUUAUGUUAACUGUAUCCAAGGGUGCGUCGCAUCAGUCAACUUUGACGUUAAACUGCGCAAAAAAAUGCAAAGUAUGGCAUUUUAUCUUAACGUCAGCAGCGCGCAGGUUAAAGGCAAAGUUGACUGGUGCAAAACACCCAAAGAAUCCCUAUAGCUAUACUUACAUCCUUAUCUCGCAUGUCUAUCUUAGCUUGUAUAUUUUGUAGCAACUCAGAUGGAAUUUGUUUUGAAAAUAUUCAUUAACAUUCCCUUUCCACUAAUCUAUAUAUUUCUUAUUUUAUUUCCAUUGAAAUAUUUGGAACUUUCUAUCACAAUGAAACGCGACAUGUAAUUAUACAAAACAGUAAUUUCAAACUAUUAACAACCCUAUCAGUUUUCAAAAAUCAUGUCCACACUUAGGCUAGGAUGAAAAUGUAAUCAUAAAAUGAAAUGUGAAUAACCAACUCUGUAUAAUAUAUUGUUCUAAUAAAAGUCGUUCAUUAUUA